AUGGCGACAGCGGCAAUCUUUUCUUCACUCCGGCGCCGGAGAUCCCCCUCACUGGAAGCCUUCUUGGCCCCCGUGGACCUAAACGAAGUCGCCCUCCUGCAGACUCUCGCCGCCGUGGCGGCCGACCUCGUCACCUGCUUCUCCGGCAACUCCACCUUCUUCCAGCGCAGGAAUUCCCGCUCUUUAAUCCGCAAGAUCGAAGUCUUCCUCGUUCUACUGGAUUACUUGAAAGAUGCUUACGGCGGUUCAGUUUCCUCCCUCCCGCCAAACGCCGUCGUUUGCCUCAAGGAGCUCUACCUCGUCUUGUACCGCUCCAAAAUCCUGCUCGACUACUGCGUCCAAUCCAGUAAGCUCUGGCUCUUGCUUCAGAACCAGUCAAUCUCCGGCCAUUUCCAUGACCUCGACCAGGAGAUUUUAACCCUCUUGGAUGUUUUCCCCUUUGGGGAUGUGAUACUAAGCUUGGAUGUCAGAGAACAAAUUGAGCUCUUGCAGAGGCAAGCCAGGCGGUCAAAACUGCACAUCGAUAAGAACGAUGAAACCCUAAGAUUUCAAUUCUUCUCGUUUCUCGAUGAGUUCGAGAACGGGAAGAUUCCUCCUGAGUCCAACUUGAGAUUCUUCUUCGUCGAGAAAUUGGGGAUUUCCGAUGCGAAAUCUUGCAGAGCUGAAAUUGAGUACCUGGAGGAGCAAAUUGUCAGCCACGAGGGCGAUGUCGAGCCGCCGGCUUCGGUCCUCAACGGAUUCGUCGCAAUUGUGAGGUACUCUAGGUUUUUGUUGUUUGGAAUUGAUGAUAGAGAAGAACCAGAAUUUGUCCAUAGUACUAGUAGUCAUAAAAAACAGAGGAGAGGGCUUAUUUCUCAGGAGAUUGCUGAUACUUUCGUAACAAUCCCAAAGGACUUCUGCUGCCCGAUUUCUCUGGAUUUGAUGCAUGAUCCCGUGAUCAUCUCUACCGGGCAGACUUACGAUCGGGGCUCUAUCUCGCGGUGGAUGGAGGAAGGGCAUUGCAACUGCCCGAAAACUGGGCAAAUGUUGUCAAACACUCGCCUUGUCCCAAACAAAGCCUUAAGAAAUUUGAUCAAUCAAUGGUGUCUAGCUCAUGGGAUCCCUCACGACGAUGCUCCGGAGGGCCCCGACGGUGCUGCUUCAGCGUCGACAUCGUCUCCUGAGCCAUUCGCUGCGGCUUUGCCCACCAAAGCAGCCGUGGAAGCCAACAAGGCCACAUCAGCAUUUCUCGUUAAACACCUUGCCAAUGGCUCGCAAGGUGAGAAAACCGUAGCAGCUCGUGAGAUUCGGCUUCUGGCGAAAACAGGGAAGGAAAAUCGUGGAUUUAUCGCCGAGGCUGGGGCGAUCCCUCACCUCCGCGAUCUCCUGUCGUCUCAGAAUCCAGUGGCUCAGGAGAAUUCAGUGACGGCAAUGCUGAAUUUGUCGAUUUACGACAAGAACAAGAGCCGGAUCAUGGACGAACAACGUUGUCUGGGGUCGAUCGUGGAAGUGCUGAGGUUCGGGUUGACUACCGAGGCUAGGGAGAACGCAGCAGCAACUCUGUUCAGCCUCUCAGCAGUUCAUGACUACAAGAAGAAGAUCGCCGACGAAGAUGGCGCCGUCGAAGCUCUGUCCCGACUGCUAAGGGACGGGACGCCUCGAGGUAAGAAGGACGCGGUCACUGCCCUGUUCAACCUGUCGACACAUUCGGAGAAUUGCGGCAGGAUGAUCGAGGCUGGAGCCGUGGCCGCCCUGGUGGCGGCAAUGGGGAAUGAUGGGGUGGCAGAGGAGGCUGCGGGUGCUCUCGCAUUGAUCUUGCGGCAGCCUGCAGGGGCUGCGGCGGUGGUAAAGGAGGACGCUGCACUGGCAGGGUUGAUUGGGAUGAUGAGGUGCGGCACGCCAAGAGGGAAAGAGAAUGCGGUGGCGGCAUUGCUGGAGCUCUGCCGGUGUGGCGGGAUGGCAGCAACGGAGAAGGUGUUAAAGGCGCCAGCUUUGGCCGGUUUGGUGCAUUCCCUUCUGUUCACGGGGACGAAGAGGGCGAGGAGGAAGGCCGCGUCGCUUGCUAGAGUGUUUCAGAGGUGUGAGAAUGGCAAUGCUGCAGAGGUGAGGUUGAGUGGGUAUUCAAGGGCGGUGUAUGCCGGUGGUGCGAAUGUGGCGCCGACUAGGGAUUCGAGUUUCGUCGGGGAUGUCUCGGUUCGUAUGGCCAUUUCGGUUCCAGUACUGUAA
Molecule: messenger RNA, 2205 nt
Organism: Linum tenue
Lineage: Eukaryota; Viridiplantae; Streptophyta; Magnoliopsida; Malpighiales; Linaceae
Source: the annotation of a GenBank genome assembly